This is a messenger RNA of Vicugna pacos (alpaca), 4253 nucleotides long. NCBI's taxonomy places the organism in Eukaryota, Metazoa, Chordata, Mammalia, Artiodactyla, Camelidae. The record is from RefSeq and is a predicted model, not a curated record.
GACGCACCGCGCCAGAUGAGGACGCUGAGAACAGACAGAACAGGAAAUUCAUUGACAGCGUCACUCAGCCAAGAGGUGCUGGGGCCCAAGAUGUGAGCCCAGGAGCGUGACUUGAAGCCUGACGGCUGCAGGAAGGCUCCGCCGUCAGCAGGCGCUGGGAAGAAGCCGCACCCCGUUGCUGAAAUGUUCGACGACACCGAUCAUCAGAGCCAAGAUUUCUGAAGACUCCUUUCUAGAAACAGUUGGGAAGAUCUGAGAAGCACAAGAUACAGAAUUUCUUCAGAAGGCCGUAAAGCAGCACACUGAGAGCGCCGGGCGGCCCUUGACCCUGGCGGCGCUGAGAGCAGCCCGCCCUCUCCCAGAGCGCCGAGAAAUGCGGGUCCUCGGGGCUGGCGCCGCCCCCCAGCUCCCGGCUGUGCUGCAGGCCGUGGCCCCGGGGCUCUGAGCACACCCAGCCGGACACCCACCACCAGGCGCUGCCACCCACGGGCGUUUGCUGCCGAAAUCCCCGCUGCGGCCCAGCCAAUGAGGAUGUGCGUCCCCGCCAGGGGGCUGCUCACCGCCCUUGCCGUGGUGUUUGGGACAGCGGUGGCGUUUGCUCCCGUACCUCGGAUCACCUGGGAGCACCAAGAGGUGCCGCUGGUGCAGUUUCACGAGCCGGGCAUCUUCAACUACUCGGCCUUGCUGCUGAGCGAAGACAAGGACACCUUGUACGUGGGCGCCCGGGAAGCCGUGUUUGCCUUGAACGCGCACAACAUCUCCAAGAAGCUGCACGAGGCCUACUGGAAGGUCUCAGAAGAUAAAAAAGCCAAAUGCGCGGAGAAGGGGAAGUCAAAACAGACGGAAUGCCUGAACUACAUCCGCGUGCUGCAGCCGCUGAGUGCCGGCGCCCUUUACGUGUGCGGGACCAACGCGUUCCAGCCGGCCUGCGACCACCUGAGCUUAACAUCCUUUCAGUUUCUGGGGAAAAAUGAAGAUGGCAAAGGAAGGUGUCCCUUCGACCCCGCGCAGAGCUACACGUCUGUCAUGGUCGACGGAGAGCUUUAUUCCGGGACGUCGUACAACUUUUUGGGAAGCGAACCCAUCAUCUCCCGAAAUUCUUCCCACAGCCCUCUGAGAACAGAGUACGCGAUACCCUGGCUGAACGAGCCCAGCUUCGUGUUUUCCGACGUCAUCCGAGAGAGCCUGGACAACGGCGAGGACGACAGGGUCUAUUUCUUCUUCACGGAGGUGUCUGUGGAAUACGAGUUUGUCUUCAAGCUGCUGAUCCCCCGGGUGGCGAGGGUGUGCAAGGGGGACCAGGGCGGCUUGAGGACCUUACAGAAGAAGUGGACCUCCUUCCUGAAGGCCAGGCUCAUCUGCUCCCGGCCGGAGAGCAACCUCGUCUUCAACGUGCUGCGGGACGUCUUCGUCCUCCGGGCACCGGGCCUGAAGGAGCCCGUGUUCUACGGGGUCUUCACCCCACAGCUCUGGUGCGACGUGCUCCCCGGACAGGAAGGCUGUCCCGGCUGGCACGGGAUUAGCAUCGUGUGGGAUUCACGUUGCUGUAUCAACCGGGAGGCACGGGCGGCCAACCUCUCCAGCUCGCUCAACCUGCCAGACAAGACCCUGCAGUUUGUCAAAGAUCACCCGCUGAUGGACGACUCCGUGACCCCGGUAGACAACAGGCCCCGGCUGGUCAAAACCGACGCGAACUACACGCAGAUCGUGGUGGACAGGACCCAGGCCCUGGACGGGACCGUCUACGAUGUCAUGUUUGUCAGCACAGACCGGGGCGCCCUGCACAAAGCCAUCAACCUUGAGAAUGACGUCCACAUCAUCGAGGAGACACAGCUCUUCCAGGACUUCGAGCCGGUCCAGACCCUGCUGCUGUCCUCCAAGAAGGUAAAAGUCUUCGGCCCAUCGUGCCUGAGCCUCAGUGUGGAAGGCUGCCCCACGCCGCGCCGCACAUGCCUGCGGGUAACCUGUGCCCGGUUGUUUUGCAGGGGGCUGAUUCAGGAAAUGAGCGGGGACACAUCCGCUUGCCCCGAUAAAGUUAAAGAAAGUUACCGGCAGCAUUUUUUCAAGCGUGGUGGCACAGCAGAACUCAAGUGCUCCCAAAAGUCCAACCUGGCCCGGGUGGUGUGGAAGUUCCGGGACAGCGUGCUCAAGGUCGAGAGCCCCAAGUACAGCCUGGUGGGCAGGAAGAACUUGCUCAUCUUCGACCUGUCGGAAGGAGACAGUGGGGUGUACCAGUGCCUGUCGGAGGAGAGGGUCAGAAACAAGACCAUCUUGCAGGUGGUGGCCAAGCACGUCCUGGAGGUCAAGGUGGUCCCGCGGACCCCGGCGGCCUCUGCCCCGCCGGCCACACGGACAGAAGGUGGCAGGAUCACCCCCAAAAUGUCGCUGGGGCCCACCCAAGGCUCCCCUCCCCAGACCCCAGCUGUGCGGGUCAGCACGCCCAGUGCCGUCAGCCCCCCGUCCCACCCCGCAGCGCCCACCAGCACGUCCUGUGAACCAAAGAUCGUCAUCAACACGGUCCCCCAGGUCCACUCGGAGAAGACAAUGUAUCUCAAAUCCAGUGACAACCGCCUCUUCAUGUCCCUCUGCCUCCUCUUCUUCGUCCUGUUCCUCUGCCUCCUGACCUACAACUGCUACAAGGGCUACCUGCCCGGGCAGUGCCUGAAGUUCCGCUCGGCCGUGUUCCUCGGGAAGAAGAAGCCCGCGCUGGACUUCUCCGACUGCGAGCAGAGCGGGAAGGAGACGCUGGUGGAGCAGGGCAGCUUCUCCCAGCAGAACGGAGGGCAGCCCAAGCCGGCCCUGGACACCGGCUACGAGACGGAGCAGGACACCAUGGCCAGCAGGGUGCCCACCGACAGGGAGGACUCGCAGAGGAUGGACGAGCUCCCGGGCCGGGACAAGCCGUUCGACGUCAAGUGCGAGCUGCAGUUCGCCGAUUCGGACGCGGACGGGGACUGAGGCGCCCGGCGCGCGCAGGGAGGUCCCCGUGUGGCCAGUUCCGUCCCCCGCCCAGUGCCUCGUAGGUAGCCGUCGUCUGCAGACCUCCGUCUUCUGUGUCUUCUUCUCUUGGGUCGCACUUGUGACUUGGUUUCUCUUUGUCCUUUCGGAAAACGCCGACCAUCGCGUGCGGCCUCCCUCGGUGGGUCGGAGCGCUUGGGGACGAGCCCGCGCCGUGGCGGGAGGGCGGCCCUCCUCACGGCGGCCACUGCAGGAUAGCUUACUUCCAGAUUGGAAAUGACGUUCUUCGUUUAUCAGAUUGGUAACUUAUCGCCUGUUUUCCAGGUUGGCACGGACCGUUUUUCCCCCACGUAAUUACUUUUUUAGGAUUUGGCUUUAAUUGUGUUGGUAUGUUAGGUCUUUUUUUUUUGAUCACUGAAGCAGAUGUGUUUAAUAUUUAGGAGAUGCACAUCUCGGUUCUGCCGUCUGGUAGGGAAAGGUAUGGCUUACGUUGCUUGAGAUUCUCAGGGAUAAACUUGCUUUUGCUUAAAUGCGUUCUUUUCUGCUUUUAGAAGUGUAGACAAAACCGUCUCUUGAACAUCCUUUUUGUUUUGUUUUUUUUAAUUUCAUUCUUGAGGGAAGCACCGUUUUCAGAGAUUCUCUUUCUGUUCCUUUAUUUCUCUUGUUUUAAGUCUUUGGAGGAGGAGAAGGUUGUGGAGGACGCAGCGCCAGGCAGGGUGUCAAGGGAGGGACGGGGCCUGGGAGAGCCAGGCUGGCCCAGAGCCGAGGGGACGCGCGUUUUCACAGUCCGAUGCCCACGGCCGCCGGUCAGAACCUCCUGUCCAGACAGACGGACAUUCGCCGGGAUGUCUCGGUCGUCUGAACGUCUCCCUUCCUUUCACUUCCGCCUCGUGCCCCCGGCCGCCCAGACUCUCCGCUUGGCGUAACAAGCUGACCACGACUGGAAGAGAGCGAGGGGCCAGGCCAGUGACCACAGGCCUCCCCCAGAGGUCACGGCGCAGACCGGCCCAGCCCGGCCCCGUCUUUAGAGGUGCAAGCGGGCGGCAGUCUCCCGCCACCGGUGUGACACUCCACCUCCUGCUUUCCGGAUGCCCGCAAGAGGAGCCUUUCUUUUCCGUGGCAAAGAGCAAUAAACUGAGUGUGUGUGUGUGGACAGUGUCAUCUUCCAGCAUGAUGGAUUCGACCGUUUUGGUGUAAACAUUUGUGUUUUGUAAGAUUUACUUUGUUUUUAUUUUUCUACUUUGAAUUGUAUACAUUUGGAAAGUAACCAAAUAAACGAGACGCUUACAUCCUUG